ACCUAGUGUAUAAAGAGCAGCGUUUUGGUUAAAGAGGCUGUCACCCCAUUGUGCCCCAUGACAGGAAGUGUUUGAAUCCCUGAGCUGAGACCAACUACAGGGCUAAGAUGUGGAGCAUAGCUGCAUUGGUGUUAGUGCUGACAGGGCCUGCCUCUUGCUACGUCACCUGCCCUGAUGGGAAGGUCUGCUCUGAUCAAUCAACCUGCUGUUUGACUAACGAAGGAUACGCCUGCUGUCCAGUUCCCCAUGCGGUGUGUUGCUCUGACAUGGCCCACUGUUGCCCAUCAGGCUUCCUCUGCAACACAAUCACCCAGAUGUGUGAGAAAGAGGACCAUCCUUGGAGCAGGGUUCCCACACUGAAGAAGGUGGCUGCAGAGGAACCAAGCACCCCUGUCACUGCUCCGCUCGAGUCUGACAGCAGCCGUGUCCAAAGCAAAGCAGUAGAGAGCUCUAUGGUCGGCAAGGUGCAAUGUGACAGCUAUUAUGCAAAAUCACCAUGUAUGAAACAGCAUUGCUGGUCCCGGGGACAGCACUCGCUCAGGCCUCUGACAGCACCCCACAGGCUGGAGUCAUUCGCUGUGACACUCAAUUCUACUGCCCUUCUGGAACCAGCUGCUGCAAGGGACCAACUGGCAAAUGGGGCUGCUGCCCAUACCCACUGGGCAAGUGCUGCGCCGAUGGCCAGCAUUGCUGUGAAUAUGGAUAUACCUGUGACCCAACCUCAUACAAGUGCAGGAAAUGGUACUCUCAGAUUCCUUCAGGUCUGAGGGAUGAUGCUAAGCAGGACUGACAAGAUUUCUUAUUAAUUAUAAUGUUGUCACUUUACUGGUAUUGGAUUGAACAAACAGAUUUGCUAGUUUAGCUUACCAAACCAUCAGGCCUAGCAUGCUAUUAUGAAAAUUCCACAAUGCUUUCAAUUCUACUUUUGCUUUCAAAAGCAA
This is a messenger RNA of Coregonus clupeaformis (lake whitefish), 941 nucleotides long. Its product is annotated as progranulin. The transcript is spliced from 5 exons. The coding region runs from base 108 to 767 and encodes 219 amino acids. The record is from RefSeq and is a predicted model, not a curated record. NCBI's taxonomy places the organism in Eukaryota, Metazoa, Chordata, Actinopteri, Salmoniformes, Salmonidae. Gene Ontology annotation, cellular component: extracellular region.